This is a messenger RNA of Miscanthus lutarioriparius, 594 nucleotides long. NCBI's taxonomy places the organism in Eukaryota, Viridiplantae, Streptophyta, Magnoliopsida, Poales, Poaceae. The record is from the annotation of a GenBank genome assembly.
AUGGGCCAAGGAGCUGCCAAGGCGAAGCAAGGGGGUGAGGAGGCAGUGCAGAAGACCCCCGAGAAGAAGGACGCGAAGAAAGCGCACACAUCCAGCGACGCAAACGCGCUCAUCGAAUUCAUGAAGAAGAACUACGACGCCAAAGUGAAGGAUGUGACGGAGUUCGAUGAGUUCUACCACGCCAUUUACGAGCUUAUCGAAAAAUUUUGCGAAGAGAGAGGGCAGUUGCAGUACAGGAUACCACCAAAAGAGGAGCUCAAGGAAAAGUACGAGCUAGCAGCGCCUUACCGUAGAGCGGACUUCUCAUUCAGUUUCCUCCGUGUUUUCCCCCAAGCGCAGAAGUUCCACAAGGGAAGGGGGACGAAAGUGACCGCGCAGGAAUUCGAGAACAUCGCCAAGGCGAUCCUCAAGAUAGACAGCUUCACCUUCGGCAAGGCCGCCGUCGACAUCCUCGUCGUCCUCUUCGGCGUGCCGGUGUGCGCGCUCCUCACCAAGAGGUUCGUCCCGGGCCUCAAGGCCAUCUCCGACGACAUCGUCAUCCCGGCGGCCACCUCCGGAGCCGUCGUGUACCUCGCCAAGUCCAACAAGCUCUGA